Molecule: messenger RNA, 822 nt
Organism: Andrographis paniculata
Lineage: Eukaryota; Viridiplantae; Streptophyta; Magnoliopsida; Lamiales; Acanthaceae
Product: protein LIGHT-DEPENDENT SHORT HYPOCOTYLS 10-like
Exons: 2
Coding region: 7-531 (174 amino acids)
Biological process (GO): response to light stimulus; mRNA transcription
Cellular component (GO): nucleus
Source: RefSeq, a predicted model, not a curated record
AUAACAAUGUCCAAAUUAGAUUCCGGCGGUGAAGCAGCUGCCUCCUCCGCCACCACGGCCGCGGCAGCGGUGGCGACGCCGAGCCGGUACGAGUCCCAAAAGAGGAGAGAUUGGAACACUUUCCUACAGUUCCUGAAAAACCUAAACCCUCCAGCUUCGAUAUCCCACUGCAAUUCCAACCAUGUCCUGGAAUUCCUCCGAUACCUCGACCAGUUUGGGAAAACUAAGGUUCACUUAUCCGGGUGUGGAUUCUUCGGGCAGCCCGACCCGCCGGCGGCGUGCGCCUGCCCGUUGAGGCAGGCAUGGGGCAGCCUCGAUGCUCUGAUCGGACGGCUGAGAGCAGCCUACGAAGAACAUGGCGGAUCGCCGGAGACCAAUCCGUUCGGCAAUGGCGCCGUCCGUAUUUACCUCCGGGAAGUGAAAGACUGUCAGGCUAAGGCCAGAGGAAUUCCUUACAAGAAGAAGAAGAAGAGAAAGAUCACUCAUCCAAACAGGAAUUCGAUUAAUUCAUCCAUCAAUUUGGGGAAUUAAUUAAAAUUAAACCUACAUCUCGAUCGAUCUACAAGGACUUGAAGCAAUUAAGCAAGAUUUCUUUCUUGAUAUAUACAGUUCCUGUCUGCUGUAUAAAAUGUUGGGAACAAUGGCCAACAACUAUAUCUAGCUAGGUUGGUGCAAUUGAAUUUUGUCCUAAAGUGGACUCUUAUUACCAUCACAUGACAACAUCUAUCUGUAUGCUGGCUGCUGGCUGGUUACAUAAUUAUUUACUACUUUCUAUAUCAUCAUCAUCAUACUUUAAAGAUGUAUGUAUAAUACUAGCAAGUG